CCUCCAGACCGCCAUCGCCACCUCCAAUUGCCCAAUUGGCCGAAAAAAUGGCGCCUCUCGCUGGCCAAAAGAAAAACAAAGUAGAACUUAGAGGUGUACCCCAAUUUCCUAAUCGUCUACCCUUCUAUCGCUUCCCUAGUUCCCCCAACUCCCCAAGCCCUAACUCAGCUGACAGCAAGACUCCGCCUCCGCCCUUGCCGAGUCCCGACCACAAAGCUGCUGUCGACGACACCGGAGGACUCCGCAUCUCCUCUCCGGUCUCCGCCUUCGCCCAAGCUGCGGCCUAGUCUCCGCCUCAGCCCCUGCCGACGAGGAAGCUACUGCCCGGUCUCCGCCUCCGCCCCUGUCGACGACGAAACUGCUGCCUGUUCUCUGCCUUAGCCUCACAUGUGAACCAAGGAGAAGGAGCUAAUUGAGAGGCAUCACACAUGGCUUAAUGACGAGUUAACUACCAAAGUCAAUGAUCUCAUAAACCUUCGUAAAACUCAUUCCAAACUUGAGGCAUACAUGUCUGUUAAACUUUCUGAUGUAGAGAGGAAGUUCAGUGAAAGUUCUAGCUCUUUGACAUGGUACAAGGACAGAGUAAGGGAGCUGGAUUUGAAGUUGGCAUCCUUGGAGCAGGAGCUGUUAUCAUCAAAGGAUGCAGCUUCUAGGACAGAGGAACAAUCAUCUGCUAAGAUUUCUACUUUAAACAAGCUUGUGGAACUAUAUAAAGAGAGCUCGGAGGAGUGGUCUAAAAAGGUAGGUGAACUUGAGAGCGUGAUUAAGGCAUUGGAAGUGAGUUUGCUUUGCAGUUGGUUAUUUAAAUGAAACUCAUAGUAGAAGCAAGAUGAUGGGCUUUGUGAUGCCUUCCUACGGGUCUAAUGAGACCAUUUAACCUUUGUUUGUUUAUUAUAUUAGUGCUAUCCUUUUUAAUAGUGCAAAAAUGUACUCACUUUUUACAUGUAGUUCCAACAAGUUGAUUAUGAC
Ipomoea nil (Japanese morning glory) is the source of this 969-nucleotide messenger RNA. Its product is annotated as nuclear-pore anchor-like. NCBI's taxonomy places the organism in Eukaryota, Viridiplantae, Streptophyta, Magnoliopsida, Solanales, Convolvulaceae. The record is from RefSeq and is a predicted model, not a curated record. The transcript is spliced from 5 exons. The coding region runs from base 508 to 810 and encodes 100 amino acids. Gene Ontology annotation, biological process: mRNA export from nucleus. Gene Ontology annotation, cellular component: nuclear pore. Gene Ontology annotation, molecular function: structural constituent of nuclear pore.